Messenger RNA from Suillus bovinus, 1335 nucleotides. RefSeq lists its product as uncharacterized. Lineage: Eukaryota; Fungi; Basidiomycota; Agaricomycetes; Boletales; Suillaceae. The transcript has 9 exons. The record is from RefSeq and is a predicted model, not a curated record. Bases 276 to 1139 code for a protein of 287 amino acids.
CCCCAAGUUACUUAUCUCACAAAGAACAAUAUUUUCAUAUAUUCAUAUUCAGUACUCAUCGCUAUCAAUAAUUACAUGAUUUUUGGUCAACAAGGCUUUGACAAGCUGUCAAGGGCCAACAGUCAUUUGCGUCCACCACUGGCACUGCCAGUUGCCAUGCUACUUGUUUUCCUGGCUUACUGGAUUCAAUAUCUAUUACUUUGCAUACGAUCAAGGCAGUCAGCGCGACCCAUAGACUUAUAUCAACAUUAUACCGCCAGCUCCCUUCAUUACCGAUGGAUCCCCCAAAGUCUAAAACGACGAUUCGGAUAUCCACGAACCUGGGUCUUGCGGGUCAAUUUAUGAACACUUCCAUGACCACCAUCGAACUGAAGGGUCGGACAGCUCAAGAAAAGGGCGAGCACUAUCUACAGUUAUCGCUCAAAGCCUUGGAAGAGCUUGCGGGCCUGUUAGAAGAUAAACGUCUCUCUGAAGAUCAAAGAACUUCUUACUGUGACGUCUACGAAACUAGUAUGAAUCAACAUCUCGACAUGAUCGAACUCAGAAACCAACUUUUAUCAAAAAAGAAAUCUUUUCGCGAUUUCGUUGUUAACCUUUUCGUUCGCGAGUCUGAUGCCAAACGCUUCCACAAAAUCACGUAUCGGAAUUUCGCUAACAUCAGGAGAACUUCCGAUGAUCUGCACAGAAUGUUGCUGCCCGAUAGAAAAUCUAUCCUUGCAUCAGCAAGUCUUACUGCGUCUGCACAAGGCGACGUCUCUGUCCAUGAGGAGAGUCCGCGUGAUGUGGUGGAAGGCAAUUGUCCAGUUAAAGAUCUUCCUCCUGACGCACACCUAAAAGGCUUCAAUCUGGAUGUACGCACGGAGGAAGAAGCGGAUGAGGCCAUUGUAACGCUGAUUCGAAUGACGGCUCCCAAACAAGAAGAAGAAGAAGAAGAAAAUGAUGAUGAUGAUGAUGAUGAUGAUAAAACCAUCAGACCCUCGCGCUCCAGCUGCACAAUUAUCUAUAAUUAUAAUAUCAACCAAAGUGUGGUGUCCUUUGAUUCAGAAUCGAAUGGAACUACAUUGAACGUGGGAAUGGAUGGAGGGGUCGGCUCUUCAUCCGGUGGACGUCCUGAUAGCAAUCAGCCAUCGUCUUGUUGAGUAUGAUUUGCAUGUUGUAGUGUGUCUAGUCGGCAGUGCUGUGUCAAUAAUACUUAUAUCACUAAUCAUUCAUGGGUCUCUACAUAGAUACGCUCGCAGGACUAGAAAGCUAGAAAGCCGUGACGAUGGCAUGAUGAGCGCGGACAAACCUUAUUUAUCCCGCGUUGAUCAAUUUAAACUCCGACAACGAUGCAGC